Molecule: messenger RNA, 960 nt
Organism: Eutrema salsugineum
Lineage: Eukaryota; Viridiplantae; Streptophyta; Magnoliopsida; Brassicales; Brassicaceae
Product: serine/threonine-protein phosphatase 1 regulatory subunit 10
Exons: 1
Coding region: 89-583 (164 amino acids)
Source: RefSeq, a predicted model, not a curated record
CAGUGAAUGAGUCUGCCUCCACAGGUGAAAGUGACGAUACAGGACUCAUCCACAAAGACUGUAUAGUUGUGAGCAGGUUUGGCUAGCAAUGGCGGAAGCCGAACGAGAAGGUCGCACACGCACUCGUUGUCCAUUUGCUUCAGCCACUUGCAGCACUCUUGUUGCGCAAACGUCUCUUCUCUGUGCCGGUGAUGAUGGUGGUGGUGGUGGUGGCGGCGUCGGCGGCGUCGGUUGUGUGUGUUGUCGUUGUUAUUGUUGUGGUGGUCAUGGUCAUCGUGAUCAUGGUUGCGAUCAUGGUCAUUGUGAUCAUGGUCAUUGUGAUCAUGAUCAUGGUUGCGGUUGUGGUCAUGGUCAUCAUGAUCGUGGUCAUCGUGGUCAUCGUCGUCAUGGUCGUGGUCGUGGUCAUCAUCAUGGUCGUGGUCAUGGUCAUCAUCGUCGUCAUCGUCGUGGUCAUCGUCGUGGUCAUGGUCAUGGUCAUGGUGGUCAUGGUCAGGAGGAGGAGGAGCGAGGGGAGGAGGAGGUGGGGCAAUGGGGGAAGGAGGUGGGACAGUGUUCAUUGGGAGGCGUGAGCAAGCGUAGUUAGCCAGCGCGUAUUGAGAGGCGCAUAGUGGACGUGGUGGUGGAAUCUGUACGAUUCUUUGGCCUCGCGUGAAAGAGGAAGAAGAGAAUAGAGCCAGAAGCACAAAAGCUACGAGGAAAAGUGUUUCCAUGGGGAGUGUCUGUGUGUGAAGAGAGAUCGUUUGGUGGGUCUCGUUAUAUAUUCAAUGCGAAAGGAGGCACAAAGAGGAUGUGAAGAUUGGUUGCAGAGGAAUUUUAGGUUCAUCUGAGAAUUUCAUUUGAUUUGCGUGACUUUGUUAGGUUGCUUGUAGAGCUUUCUUUUAGGAGAGUGUUUUUCAUUUUGGCGCAACAACAAGACCUGUUCCAAAUUCCACAACCCAAUUUUAAUCACAAAACCAUUAU